AAGCCCGGCUUAGAGAUAAAGAAGAACAGAGAAAACUGCCGUUUGACCCCUCCCGUGCGUCAGUCGUAUUUUCUCGUCCGAUUUAAUCUGAUCUCCAGCAGAAUGAGGGAGCAAGGGGCUGUGCCUGCAGUUUGGGGGAUCCUACUGAUCCUUGUGAUCGCUGGAUGCCAGUGUCACCUGACGGGGGAGGAGAGGCGCUAUCAGUACGAGAUCAAGGACUUCCAGGUGCCCCUGGAUCACUUCAGCUUCCUGAUCAACGCCACCUUCAACAUCCGGUAUCUGUACAACGACUCGUUCGUGGACAAGAGCAAUGCCCGCACACCCAUCUUUUUUUACACCGGAAACGAGGGGGACAUCGAACUCUUCGCCCAGAAUACCGGAUUUCUUUGGGAGCAGGCACAGCUGCAGCGGGCUCUGGUGAUCUUCGCGGAGCAUCGUUAUUAUGGCAAGUCCCUGCCCUUUGGCAGCUCCACCUUCAACAGCAGCAUGCCAGAGCACUUGGCCUACUUUACGGUGGAGCAAACGCUGGAGGAUUACGCCAUGCUGAUCACCUUCUUGAAGAACGAUCGCCAGAUGCCGGUGGUGGCCUUCGGAGGAUCCUACGGCGGCAUGCUGUCCGCCUGGUUCAGGAUGAAGUACCCCCAUUUGGUGCACGGAGCUCUGGCCGCCUCGGCGCCUAUUCUGCAGUUCCCCGGCAUCACCGACUGCGACAUCUUUUACAGGAUAGCCACUUCCGUCUUCCAGAAUGCCUACAAUGGCAACUGCACCGUGAACAUAGCCAGGUCGUGGAAACUCUUUGAAUCGCUGGGCGGGAAUGACGCCGGCAAGAAGCAGAUUUCGGAGGCGUUUAAUCUCUGCACGCCCCUGAAGACCGACGGCGAUCUGAAGCAGUUUCUCGACUACGUGGAGGAGGUCUACAGCAACCUGGCCAUGGUCAACUAUCCGUACAACAGCAGCUUCCUGGCCCCCCUGCCCGCCUAUCCGGUGCGCCAGGUGUGCUUCUACCUGAAGGAUCUGCAUACCACAGACGUCGAUCUGCUGCAUGCCAUGGCCAGUGCCCUGGCCGUGUACACCAACUACACGGGCUCGGCCAAGUGUCUGGAUACCUCGGUGAGCUCCAGUGCCGAUGCCUCCGGCUGGGACAUACAGACCUGCAACCAAAUGGUGAUGCCCUUCUGCUCCAACGGCACCGAGACCAUGUUCCGCCCCUCCACUUGGAACUUCAAGGAGUUUGCCGAGAAGUGCUACAAGAACUACCGGCUCACGCCCAAGCCAUAUGAUAUCAUCUUGAGGUAUGGUGGCAGGAACAUCGAGUCUGUCACGAAUAUCAUUUUUAGCAAUGGUCUGUUGGAUCCCUGGAGCGGCGGCGGUGUCCUGCAGGCGCCAAAUGACAAGGUGUUUGUGAUCAUCCUGCCGGAGGGCGCCCAUCACUUGGAUCUGCGUCACUCUGAUCCCGCUGAUCCGCCUUCGGUGCGCGAUGCCAGGCAGAAGGAGGCGGCCAUUAUAGCCCAGUGGAUCAAGGAGUUUUGAGAAGAGAGAGGGAAAGAGAAUAAAAUUACUUUGUAACUCUUAAAAUUUGUAUAACUUUCUACCCAGAACAACUGUUUACCUUGUUAAAAAAAACAUGUUUUUAUCUAAAUAAAAUAAAAUCUACAAAUCUUA
Molecule: messenger RNA, 1662 nt
Organism: Drosophila kikkawai
Lineage: Eukaryota; Metazoa; Arthropoda; Insecta; Diptera; Drosophilidae
Product: lysosomal Pro-X carboxypeptidase
Biological process (GO): proteolysis
Molecular function (GO): serine-type exopeptidase activity; dipeptidyl-peptidase activity
Source: RefSeq, a predicted model, not a curated record